Etheostoma spectabile (orangethroat darter) is the source of this 4389-nucleotide messenger RNA. RefSeq names its product unc-51 like kinase 4 (gene ulk4). Gene Ontology annotation, biological process: protein phosphorylation. The record is from RefSeq and is a predicted model, not a curated record. Gene Ontology annotation, molecular function: protein kinase activity; ATP binding. NCBI's taxonomy places the organism in Eukaryota, Metazoa, Chordata, Actinopteri, Perciformes, Percidae. The transcript has 37 exons. Bases 96 to 4211 code for a protein of 1371 amino acids.
AUUUUAUGUGAAGGACUCCAGAAUUCCCUUUUCCAGUUAAAAUAUACGUGGUCCAUCACGCUUCCGCUAUCAAACAGCGGGUCGUUGAAGAGUGGAUGGAGAACUUCAUCCUGUAUGAAGAACUUGGGGCAGGCAGUAGCUCUGUUGUCUACAAAGGGAGAAGGAAGGGCAAUCUCAACUAUGUGGCCAUCAUCUGCGCCGACAAAGCCAAGAGGCCUGCGAUCACUAACCAUGUACGUCUCAGUCAAGAUCUGGAUCAUCCCAACAUAGUAUGCUUCUAUGAAUGGUAUGAGACAAGUAACCACCUCUGGUUGGUAGUUGAGCUCUGUACAGAUAUAUAUAUAUAUAUAUAUAUAUAUAUGUCUGUCCAUCUAUCAGGUGGUUCCCUGGAGUCUGUAAUUGGUCAUGAUGGAUGUCUGUCAGAAGAUGUGGUGAGGAGAUUUGGAUGGGACUUGGUCAAAGGACUGAAAUACAUCCAUGAAUUAGGAAUCAUUUUCUCUGACUUGACCCCUGCUAAGAUCCUACUGGAUGGUAGUGGCACUCUGAAGUUUGGUAACUUCUGUCUGUCCAAGGCAGAUGGAGAGACACUGGAGGAUUUCUUUACCUUGCUCUCUACAUCUGAGGAGGCUGAGGAAGGAGAUAACAAGGAGAACUUUGACAACACAAGGAAAAUAUUACAUGGUCCUCCAACUUACAAAGCUCCAGAGGUUUUGCAGGGAUCAGAAACCAACAUGAGCUCUGAUUUCUGGGCUCUGGGUUGUACACUCUACUACAUGUAUACUGGUAAACCUCCAUUCUAUUCUGAUAGCUACACAGAAAUGACAGAGAUGAUUUUACAUCAGGAACCACCCACUCCCAGACAGACAGUGUUUACAGCUGGUCCUCCCAGCGAGGACUUCCAGAAUCUUCUGAAAGGCUUGCUCAACAAAAACCCAGAUAAGAGGAUGGGCUGGCCAGAGUUGUUGGACCACCCUUUCUGGACACAAGUACUAAUGGAGGGAGAAGAGGAAGAGGAGUAUGAAGAACGGAAUUUGGAGGAAAAAAGGAGCUGUGAGGGGGUUGGUUCAAAAAGCUUGAGACAAACAAGGAUCCCUGACCCUUACCCUCCAGGAAAUGCAGACAAGUUUCCCAACAGCCAUUCUGCAACAAUUCAUAGUCCAUCUGACAGGAGGACAGAUUGCCAACAAGCUGUCAGACACACCUGUGGAGCCUUAGUGAGCAGCCAGGAGUUGGAUAGAAAGAUGGGAAUGGAGAGAGGAGAGGAGGAGGCAAAGACGGAAGAUGAAUCCAAGCAAACUGGUGCCCAGAUGUUUCACACACUGCAACCCAAUAAGUCAUUCAUACAAGAUAACGUAUCAGAGCUCAGGCCAAAGAGUGGUAUGGAUGAGGACAACACUGAAGCCAUUUUUCUUCUCAGCUCCUGUGCUAACUCAAGGAGAAGCUGCAGUAUCUCAGACUCUCCGAACCUGACCCCUGCUCCCCAGACCAGUACUGAUACUGACAUCAUAUCCUGUGUGAAAGCUCUUCUUCAUACUGACUUUGAUCUGACUGUCACCCCAGUAAUGGACAACCCCAAGAUUCUUAAGAGUCCUCCUGUGCGAUUUGAUCCCAAGACCCUUUGUGUACCAUCAUAUUCAGUUCAGAAGCUGCACUCCCUCAGUGAUGAAGAAUGGACUUUCUUCCUGUUACAGCUUUGUUCAUCCCUUGAAGAACAGAACCCCUCUGCUGCUCCUUCUCCUCACUCCACAGCCGCUCGCUCAAGACUUAACCUGCUGUGCUACCUCUGCUGUGUGGUUGGACACAAAGUUAUUGCUAACAGGCUGAUGAACUCAACACUGCUUCCAGUAUUGACCCAGCAAUUACAACAAGCUCCUAACUGGGAUGUACGGAGCAAGGUUCUCAGAGUUAUGGGUCUACUGGCUCUGCACUGUACUGAACUGGAAGAGGACAGUCUUGUUUCUGAGGCUGUAUCCACGUUGAUAGACCUGUUGAGAGAUAACCUGAAGAAUAGUAAAAUAAAGCAGUUCCUGCUGCCACCACUCGGGGAGUUCCUCUACCUCAUCGCCUCUCAGGAGGAGAAGAGAGGCUCCCCAGAGGGACUGUGGUUCGUUCCCGCUGCCGCCUACACUGGCUUAAUGAGGAGCCUGCGGGAAGGGGAUGAUUCCAUAGUUCAUCACAUGGCUGCAAAAGCCAUAGAGAACAUCUCCACUGCUGUCUCUGCCCCUUCCCACCACCUGGUUACCACAGAAACAGGCUCCGCCCUGUGGUACCUGUUCACUCACUCCACUGUGGAGGCUGUCAGAGUCACUGCCAUCUCCGCUCUUUCAAGGCUAACCCGGGUGGUCCCAGCAGUCUUCUUGGCAGUGAUUGAGACCUGUGGCCCUGCGGCCAUCUUGGAGGGUAUGGGUGGAGCAGGGGCAAGGGUCCAGCAGCACAUCCUCACAGCUAUGGCCACCGCCCUACUCACCUCACGCAUCCAAAUGCACCGCGUCACACAGAGCAAGGAUUUGGUCUUGAAGGUGCUGCGCUGUCUAGAGAGUCCAUCUACAAUAACAAGAGCCAAAGCAUUUUUACUACUACAGCUACUAAUACAGGACAACACACACACUCUGCUAUACUGCUGUCAACACAGACUUGUGAUGCACCUGGAGAGAGACCUGCGCAAAGCCACUCCCCUCAGAGAGAACCCCAGCCAAUCAGGAUAUCUGUCUCAGUGUCUGGAUUUACUGAUUGUAUAUCUGAGUAGCACUGCGCAACUGAUACUGGAGGAUGUCUUAUGUGCAUUACAAAGUGUGGUCGGGAGGAGACACCCAUCUACAGCUCAGAGCAGACAGCUUAAACACACUUUGCCUACGAUAUCUGUAGUGCUGGAACUUCUUUCAUCCCAGGUCUUUAGAUGUCAAAUUGUAACUGAAAAGCUUCUAGCUCAAAUUGGAUUGCUGCUGAACUAUAUCACCUCUAUAGAGUCCAAUAAAACAAAUCUGGCCAGCGCUUUGGGUGCAGCAGCAUGUGAGGAGUUGAUUAGGACAUCUCUGUCCAUUGUGGAAGUCCUAAGUCAGCACCAUAAUCUCAUCACUCCACAUCGUAGUGCUGUUGUGGAUGCCAUCCUGCCCCCUCUGACAACACUGGCUUUCAGCAGAAGUGUGGAGUGGUCUGUGUUUGUUCUGAGGGUGCUGUCUGAACUCAGUUUUGUCCUGCUGGUCCAAGAGAGUGAAGGAACUGAGGAAGAUGAGGAGACAGACGUAAAUAAAGAGAGAAAAGAGGAUGGAGAAAGGACAGCAGAAGGAAGAGAUGAUGGAAGCUCCUGUAAUCAAAUCUUAGCUCUCCUCACUAAAUCUCUGCUUCCAAGGUAUGAGUCUCUUCUUAAAGCAGCAGAGCCUAUUCCACUCUAUGCACUCAAACUGCUGGUAUCGAUGACUGAACACAGCAUGCAGAUCUGCAGGUUGAUCAAACACAGUAAGAUCCUACCAACGGUCUUUCAACUCACUAUGGCCAACCGUAGUAAUGUUACCAGUGGGAUGGUCCAAAAUGUUAUCGCCUUGCUGUGUAAUCUUAGUGCAGACACAAUCUUGGACCUGGAGCCACUAUACCAACAAGGCCUGAUAGAGGUGGUGGUGAGCACCCUUUCAGAGGCUGCACUAGUCCACCUGGAUGGAGAGGGGCAUGCUGAGAGGAAGAUCAGCCAUCUUGUGUUACAAACCCUUCUGGAACUGCUUCAGAACAUCCUAAAACAAAUAUCUGUUGUUGUCCGCUCAGCACUGCAGAGCCAGAGGCUAUCUUGUCCAGCAGUGGAGAUGGAGGCAGCAGAGAAGCUACUCCUAGAAAACAGACCCCUGAGCCAACUCAGCACACACCUCAUUCACAUGCUGUCCACUGAAAACCAGGAGGUUUGGGAGGAGUCUAUUCAGUGUCUGUACCUACUGGUCCAGCUGUAUGGAGGAGAGGGUUAUGACUGUCUGUCACCUACCUGUUUGCAAAGCUUUUCACAUGUGCUGCGCACACACGUGCACACCGAGAUCCCCCGAAGCCAACGCACGACACUUAGGAUCAUCAAACGACUGGUGCAGACUACAGAGCAAUCUGAUUGGUUAGAAUGUCCCGAAGGGGCGGAGCUAAUUAGUCUACUGCAGGACAUAACUACAUCCAACAGCUGUCAUGUUGAUGUGGUUCCACUGGCUGUUGAAAUCCUCCAGGAGAUCUCUGGAUCCUAAAAGCUUAAAUCAUCAAACCUGAGGGCAAACCAGAAUCAUCCAAUAUUUCACCAUUUCAGAACUGAUACUGAUGUAGUAGUCUGCUUUGUAGAAUGUCUCUCUUCCUUCAGGUAACCUUGUUAUGCAUAAUCAGCGAGAGGAUUGUUCUUUUAAAAUGUCUUCAGUUUUUGAAUAAAAU